Oncorhynchus nerka (sockeye salmon) is the source of this 673-nucleotide messenger RNA. RefSeq names its product myelin proteolipid protein-like. Gene Ontology annotation, biological process: central nervous system myelination; axon development. Gene Ontology annotation, molecular function: structural constituent of myelin sheath. The record is from RefSeq and is a predicted model, not a curated record. Gene Ontology annotation, cellular component: myelin sheath; plasma membrane. The annotation marks the transcript as partial. The transcript is spliced from 3 exons. NCBI's taxonomy places the organism in Eukaryota, Metazoa, Chordata, Actinopteri, Salmoniformes, Salmonidae.
GCACGUGGUACUGCUUACUAACAAUGAACUGAAGUACAUUUCUCCAACGGCGAGAGAAGUUGACCUUCAUUAUCCUCAGUCUUGAACCCGGCCAGUUCUAGUGCGGACCCCUAGUUCAUUGAAAAGCGACAUUGUUUCUUUAAGAUUCGACUUUCAGCCAUCAGCGGGUCUGUCUGUUCAUUGUUGGAGAGAGAGAGAGAAAGAGACAGCGAGUUGAGAUUGAUAUACGGGUGCUGAGGACAAGUCGUGCAUAAUAUCAUCGAGCAGCUGGGGUGGAAAGCAGCACAGAAGCCCGGUAUUGAGCGCACAUCCUACCAGAGACAACAUGGGUUGUUAUGACUGCUGUAUGAAGUGCCUGGGAGGGGUACCAUAUUGCUCCCUGGUGGCCACUCUGCUGUGUUUCUCUGGGAUCGCUCUGUUCUGUGGCUGUGGUCACCAGGCCCUCACUGAGACGGAGAGACUCAUCGAGACAUACUUCGCCCGUAACCUACAGGACUACAUUACCCUGGCCUACCUUAUCCAGUACUUCCAGUAUGUUAUCUAUGGCUUGGCUUCAUUCUUCUUCCUCUACUGCAUUGUACUGCUGGCGGAGGGAUUCUACACCACCAGCGCCGCGAAGCAGACCUUCGGAGAGUUCAGGAGCACCCUGUGUGGACGAUGUCUUAGUAGCACG